ACUUUGAACACAACUUUCGUGAUUGACUUAAUUUACAUAUGGUCAAGAACGUCGAAGACGGUACCCGAUAUUUUUCACAACAGUGUGGCCAGGCUCUCUCUUUCGAUGACCGGUGCCGUUGACGUAAUUUGACAGCCUCACUUUACGGCAAGAGCAUGCUGCUGCUGCUGUGUGUGUGGAGGUCAGGGAAAUGACAGAACAGCAAGUUCCCGACGUAGACAUGCUCGUUUUCUUAUGUAAAACACACUUAAUGAUUUAAAAAAAUAUAGACGCUUUCGGUCAACUAUAUUAUUACUAUAAUACUGGCGUUGACUUACAACAGCUUAACAUUGGUCACCGUUGCAUCACAACUAGCGCGCAUUAGCCUAAGCAAGAUUUUUUUGUUUGUUGUUUUUUUGUUUUUUAUUCCCACCCUCCUCCCAGACAUGGACAACAACCCGCAAGGCUCCGGGGGGCUCAAGGCGAGUCUCGGUGGUCUCUUCGGCGGUGGAGCGCCGGAAUAUUCCAACACGGAGCUCGCCGGUGUUCCAUUGACUGGAAUGAGCCCCCUGUCGCCUUACCUUAACGUCGACCCUCGCUACCUAGUUCAGGACACAGAGGAGUUCAUUUUGCCUACAGGCGCUAACAAGACGAGAGGAAGGUUCGAGCUGGCUUUUUUCACCAUUGGAGGCUCCUGCAUCACAGGGGCUUCGUUCGGCGCUUUAAACGGACUCAGGAUGGGCCUGAAGGAGACCAGAGACAUGGCGUGGUCCAAACCGCGGAAUGUGCAGAUUAUCAACAUGGUGACCAGGCAAGGGGCUUCAUGGGCCAACACUUUGGGUUCAGUAGCCUUAUUAUACAGCGCGUUCGGGGUGGUGAUCGAGAAGGCCCGAGGAGCAGAGGACGACAUCAACACAGUAGCUGCCGGCACGCUAACGGGGAUGCUCUUUAAGGCAGCCGGCGGCCUGAAGGGUGUGGCCCGCGGGGGUCUGGCUGGUCUGGCCUUGUCCGGUGCCUACGCCGUCUACAACAAUUGGGACCACCUGACCGGAACGUCGUCGCCGUCGUCCUCUCGGCUUUACUGAACUCCUCCUCGUCCUCCUCGUCCUCCUCCUCCUCUGACAUUAGGGCCAAACUAUCUCCAAGAGGCAGUGUGCAGACUUUGGGAUGGAAGUGCUUGGUGUGUGUAUACGUGUGGGUGAGUGGCUGCAGGUCUGCGAGUGGAUCUUUUAAUGAUGAACUUUGCCUUACUGUCAGUGCUACACUUGUAUUUAUUUCACGGUGAUGAUCAUUAGAAGCUGUACUGCAAGAAGAAGAGUGUAUGUGUCUCCCAUCAUCUGAUGUAAUAAAUCAAGGGGAAAUACCAUUAAAAAGAAAAGCAAACAUU
This is a messenger RNA of Phyllopteryx taeniolatus (common seadragon), 1366 nucleotides long. RefSeq names its product translocase of inner mitochondrial membrane 23 homolog a (yeast) (gene timm23a). Lineage: Eukaryota; Metazoa; Chordata; Actinopteri; Syngnathiformes; Syngnathidae. Gene Ontology annotation, biological process: protein import into mitochondrial matrix. The transcript has 7 exons. Gene Ontology annotation, molecular function: transmembrane protein transporter activity. Gene Ontology annotation, cellular component: TIM23 mitochondrial import inner membrane translocase complex; mitochondrial inner membrane. The record is from RefSeq and is a predicted model, not a curated record. Bases 426 to 1064 code for a protein of 212 amino acids.